Molecule: messenger RNA, 455 nt
Organism: Serpula lacrymans var. lacrymans S7.9
Lineage: Eukaryota; Fungi; Basidiomycota; Agaricomycetes; Boletales; Serpulaceae
Exons: 3
Coding region: 64-309 (81 amino acids)
Biological process (GO): mitochondrial translation
Cellular component (GO): mitochondrial small ribosomal subunit
Molecular function (GO): structural constituent of ribosome
Source: RefSeq, a predicted model, not a curated record
AGAGUGUUGCAGACGGUUUCACUUCGACCACGUUGCAUUUGUGUUUUCAUUCUACAAAACGCAAUGUCUGUUUCUAUACCAAAACUUAAAGUCAGGCCUCGGAAAAACCCGACUGUGAACCUAUGUGCGACCCAGUUAUCCGCCAUGCUUGGGUGCUGGGCAGCGACAAGCGAUCUUGCUUCAACAAGCGCAUGUAAACAAGCAGCCGAGGACCUUUUUCACUGCAUGCGUACGACGCCUAUGCGUGGGAAGCAGCACAGAUCAUCUAUAAACUACCAUCUCGCUAGACUAAACAAGAAAACAAAAUAGAUGCUUUAUUUAUCCUCCCUUGCAGUGCCUUGCUGAAUUUGAAGCAUUCACUUUCAUGUACAGGAAUUACACUUAUGUGUGUCCAGUUACCCGAUACAUGCUGUGCUGAGUAAGAGUGGAUGAAUAUAGAUUUGUUGCUUCAUAAA